Notechis scutatus (mainland tiger snake) is the source of this 488-nucleotide messenger RNA. The record is from RefSeq and is a predicted model, not a curated record. Lineage: Eukaryota; Metazoa; Chordata; Lepidosauria; Squamata; Elapidae.
GCUCAGCUGUGGAAUUUCCAUGCAGGGGGGUCAUCUCAUCACCGGCACAAAGUUUUACCCCCUUUACAACAAGUCUGGAACCUGUUACAUCUUGAGAAAAGGAAUUUCUCGGCUAAGCGCAACCCCCAACUCAAGAGGCCCGGCCCCCCGAUGGAGCCCCCGGUGGUCCAGCCCAUCCCGCCGGUUCAGCACCCAGCCCACUCGUGCCACGGCGAAGAGAUGCCGGCUCCCAUGAAAAGGCGGAGGAGCACCAGCCCCGACCAGAACGGUGGUAAUGGGGUGGGCCAGCACCUGUCCGGUCACGGAGCCCCCGGCAAUCCCCAUUAUCAACUGCCCAAGCCUGGAUUAUGGAACCCCCUGCAUGGAGACCCCUGGGGCCAGGAGCGCAAGAACAUGGCCGCCCCAGACAGACAAGUAAGGCGGACACCCCCACCACUUUACAGCUAAGCCUCCCCGCGGAGGGAGGGAAGGAAGGAAAAGAGGGAGGG